Molecule: messenger RNA, 816 nt
Organism: Nakaseomyces glabratus
Lineage: Eukaryota; Fungi; Ascomycota; Saccharomycetes; Saccharomycetales; Saccharomycetaceae
Gene: SRL1
Product: Srl1p
Source: RefSeq, a predicted model, not a curated record
AUGCAAUUGAAACAAUACAUUUCUGCCUUAGCCCUCGCUAUCUCUACUGCUUCCGCUGCUUCUGCCUAUUCCAACAGCACCUACCAAGCUUCUUAUCAGAACGCUCCUCUUUCAUCAGUUAACCCAACUGCCGCUGUCUCUUCAGUGGACGCUAAUGGUAACGCUGCCGCCGCCGUCCCAUCAAGUAGCAGCUCUUCCACAUUUUCCGCAACUAGAGGUGAUACAACUACUUUGCAACCACCACAAUCAGUAGUCGCACAAGAGGUUAUUAUAACUCACAGUGAUGAAACAACUACAUACUAUGAAACUUCUACCCUUUACUCUACAGUUUACUUGACAAACUCUAAGUCUAAAUCUGUCGCUGCCCAAGACGCUGCCCAACAACAGAAGGAAAACGUCAUCACCGUCACUAAAACCGACGCCAACGGUGGUGUUGUUACUGUUGUGACUACUGUAACUGUAGGUGCUGAUAGCAGACCAACCGGAACCGUCAUCUCUGAUGGUUCUUCUGGCACUACUACCUCUACCAUUACUUCCACUUUGUUUGUUACUGUUCGUCAAAGUGCUGUAAGUGUCGGUCCAUCUAAUGCCCCAAUUGGAAAAGAAUUGGCUGGUAUAAACUCUGUCAGCAGCUCCCAAUCAGCAUCCGCUCAAGGUUGUGUUCCAGUAACUACCACAGUCACUGAUACUGUCACUGACACCGUAGUCAGCACCGUCACUGCUACCCCAUCUCCUUCUAUUCAAUACGUAACAGUCACUAUGGCUAGUAAUGGUACUAUAGCUUCUAACGGAACCAUAAAUGGUACUCACUUUUAA